GCCGGGGGAGCUGCCCACCACCGCUGCCCACCACCGCUGCCCGCCACCGCUGCCCACCACCGCUGCCCACCACCGCUGCCCACCACCGCUGCCCACCACGCCCCGAGGAUUCCCUGCUCCGCAGCAGCCACCGGAGACCCGGUUCCCUCAGGCCUCGGCUCCACGCGAGGGCUCGGCAGAGCCCGGUUCGGUCCUAAACCCAUCCCGAGCCGCCUCAUCGAGGGGUCUCCGACUCGGGACAGCCCCGGGCUCCGCCGUUCCGUCGCCGAUCGCCGCGCCCUGAGGAUGAAGAACCGACGGAUGCUGGCGGUGCUGCUCCUCCUGGCGCUGCCGCUCGCCCUCGCCCGCCGCGUCCCCGCCGCCCCGCCGGGCCCCGCGCAGGUACGACCGUCGGAGGGGGAAGGGAUGCUCGUCCCGGAGCCGCUGCUGUGGAGCGCCCGAGCCAGCCCCGGGGCAGCCGCCGCCGCGCUGGAGCUGCUGCGGGAGGAGGGCGCCGGUCCCCCCGCGGCGCCGCAGAAGAGAGACAUGCACGAUUUCUUCGUGGGGCUCAUGGGGAAGCGAGCGGCGGAGCGGGGGGGAGGCGGCUCAGCCCCCCGGUGCUCCCCGGGACCCCCCGCUCCCGGCGAGCCCCCGCUGCGGGCGGCCUGA
Messenger RNA from Hirundo rustica (Barn swallow), 648 nucleotides. RefSeq names its product tachykinin precursor 3 (gene TAC3). The record is from RefSeq and is a predicted model, not a curated record. NCBI's taxonomy places the organism in Eukaryota, Metazoa, Chordata, Aves, Passeriformes, Hirundinidae. The transcript has 5 exons. The coding region runs from base 286 to 648 and encodes 120 amino acids.